AUGUCUGCUUGCAACACUUUCACUGAACACGUCUGGAAACCUGGUGAAUGUAAGAACUGCUUCAAGCCCAAAAGCUUGCAUCAGUUGCCCCCAGAAUCUGAGAAAAAAAACCUCUCGCAUGGCAAUCUGAAACCAAAUGCAAACCAAAGUAGCAGCCAUCGUGGGAGAAAUACGGGAAAUUUCCGACCACCUGUGGCAAAGAAACCCACUAUAGCUGUGAAACCCACCAUGAUGGUAGUAGAUGGGCAGGGGAUAUGUGGCGAGAUCAGCACGCCGGAUCAUUGUGAGAAUAAACCGGUGCCUGCAGGAUGGAACCGAAACAAGGCUGUCUUGAACAAAAAACCACUGAACAACAAUAACGAAGAUGAAAUCGAAGGUUAUAACCAUAUUCAUAGGCCUUAUGGCAACAGCGACGGUGUAGGUAAGGUACCAAGUAACAAUAAUAAUGGACUGACAGAAGUUUUGAAGGAGAUCGCGGGUUUGGAUACCACACCUCAGCUAACUGGAAAUGAAAUGAACUCAAGGGAAACCUUCUUGGGAAGAAUAAACAAUUGUUAUAAGAGAUCGUUAGAAAGAAAGAUCCCUCCAAGCUGCAUGAUGGGUGGAAUGAAGGAUUCACACAGUAAGCAUGUUAUUCUGAGUGGAAGCACUGAAGUAAUAAGUAAUGAAGGUGGACGUUUCUGUUAUCCAGAGUUCUCUAGUGGAGAUGAGAGUGAGGAUGACACGUUUUUUGGCAGCAUGCAAGAAGAGCACGAGAGCUGGGAUGAAAGCGAUGAAGAGUUGCUAGCAAUGGAAAUUCGUAUGAGGGGCCAACCUCGCUUUGCUAAUUUUAGAGCUAACACCCUAUCUCCUGUUCAGUUCUGUGUUGACAAAAAAUGGAAUACUGUGCCCCUUAGAAACAAGUCUCUGCAGCGGAUCUGUGCGGUAGAUUAUGACGACAGUUACGAUGAAAUUUUAAAUGGUUAUGGAGAAGAGGCUAUGCUUCUUUAUGGGCAAGAGAGCAUGCAGAGCAUGGUAUCUUCUGAUUCUACAUCUCCUGAUUCUUCUUUGACAGAAGAGUCUCGUUCUGGAACAGCCAGCAGCUCUUCCCAGAAGGUCUGUAAUGGGGGGUUAUCUCCUAGCACUCCUCAGGACCUCAAGUUAAUUGAACCAGAAUAUGAAAGUCUUUGCGAUAGUCAACAAGUGAAGGAUGUGUCAAAAGCUCCCAGAAAUGUUCCAAAAAGCCCAGAAACUCACAAGGCAGUCCUUGCGCUUCGACUGGAAGAGAAGGAUGGCAAAAUUGCUGUGCAGACUGAUAAACAAGAGAGUAAAAGUUCUUCAGAUGUUGCUGGUCAAGCCGUAACUAUAAAUUUGGUGCCUGUGGAAGAGCAGGCAAAACCUUACAGGGUAGUGAAUAUGGAACAACCAGUUUGCAAGCCAUAUACCAUAGUAGAUGUAUCAGCUGCCAUGACCAAUGAACGUAAGGAGAAUCAGACUGAAACCUCAGAAACCAAAAAUACAUCAUCUAGCCCAAGCUCCCCAGUAACUCCAGGCAUAUCUAUUACAUCGUCUACAGCAUCGCCUGUACGAGUCAAUGCUAAUCUGAAAAAAUCUAGUGCAAUCAGAUAUCAAGAAGUGUGGACUUCUAGUACUAGUCCAAGACAGAAGAUACCUAAGGUGGAGUUAACUAACAGCUCAGGACCUUCUGUUCCUCCCAGGAAGACAAGCCACAAGUCAGCUCCUACUUCACCUACAGCUACGAACAUUUCUUCCAAAACUAUUCCGGUUAAGUCUCCCAAUUUAUCUGAGAUAAAGUUCAACAGCUACAAUAAUGCUGGCAUGCCCCCUUUUCCCAUUAUCAUUCACGAUGAGCCCACUUAUGCUAAGAGUUCCAAAAAUGCUAUUAAAGUUCCUAUUGUAAUCAAUCCAAAUGCAUAUGAUAACCUGGCCAUCUAUAAAAGUUUCCUAGGGACCAGCGGAGAGCUAUCCAUCAAAGACAAAACGACUAGUGUAAUAAGCCACACAUAUGAAGAAAUAGAAACAGAAAGCAAAAUGACUGAAGCCAUAGGAAGUAAACCCACUGACCUUUCCCAAGCGAAGGGGGUGACUAAUAGCUCGGAGUGCAGGCUGGGUUCUGUGGCUCAAAAGGUCCAAGAGUUUAAUAGCUGUCUCAGUAAGAGUCAGAUAUCACCGCAGAGAAGUCAUAGUUCUGACCACAGCUCCCCAUCAAGAGUUCAAAAGACAACACAGGAGCCUGCAGCAAAACCAGACAUAAUGCCAGAGGCUUCCGUUGGCAGCAGCGGUGGUAGAGAGAAUGCGAGCACGGUGCUUUCACAGAUUGUGGCUUCCAUCCAGCCUCCCCAGUCUCCUCCAGAAACACCUCAGUCUGGACCCAAGUCUUGUAGCGUAGAAGAACUGUAUUCCUUGCCCCCUGACGCAGAUGCUACUAAAAACACGCUGGUACGACCCAAGUCUCUGUUUACAUCGCAGUCUGAAAUAGAGUCACCCAAGACAGUGGAAAGCACUGCCAAUAAAGUGCAGAAAGAUUCCUUUUCACAGCCCGUUGCCGCUCACUCUCCAAAGCCAGUGAGAACCACCCCGAAUACCACAAGUCCCAAAACAGAGCAAGCCCCGCCAUUUCCUCCUCCACGGUCCACCUCUUCACCUUAUCACGCAAGUAACUUGUUGCAAAGGCAUUUCAGCAAUUGGAGCAAACCAAACAGUCCCACCAGGUCGACAGAGGCUGAGUCAAUCCUUCAUUCAGAAGGUCGGCGAGCUGCAGAUGCGAAACCCAAACGCUGGAUAUCGUUUAAGAGCUUCUUCCGACGCAGGAAAACCGACGAUGAGGAAGAGAAAGAGAAAGAAAGGGAGAAAGGAAGAUUGGUGGGCCUUGAUGGAACUGUUAUACAUAUGCUCCCCCCUCCUCCUGUUCAACGUCAUCACUGGUUCAGUGAGGCAAAGUCAGACUCCAGUGAGAAGCCGUCGAUUGUUUUCAUGUACAGAUGUGAACCGGCGCAAGCCGAAGCCCAGGCUGACCAUCAGAGCACGAGCGGGGAGUCUGAGGCCGCAGGCCCACUAGCAAAAGACAAAGGACAGACGCAGGAAAAGGCUCCAGAGAGCUCUGAACAGAAAGUGGCGAGCCAUUCGUCACCACCUCAGCUUGCCAGGAAAAUCCCCAG
Messenger RNA from Merops nubicus (carmine bee-eater), 3158 nucleotides. RefSeq names its product pseudopodium-enriched atypical kinase 1 (gene PEAK1). Gene Ontology annotation, biological process: protein phosphorylation. The transcript has a single exon. Gene Ontology annotation, cellular component: focal adhesion; actin cytoskeleton. Gene Ontology annotation, molecular function: protein kinase activity. Lineage: Eukaryota; Metazoa; Chordata; Aves; Coraciiformes; Meropidae. The record is from RefSeq and is a predicted model, not a curated record. The annotation marks the transcript as partial.